Messenger RNA from Talaromyces stipitatus ATCC 10500, 2442 nucleotides. RefSeq names its product VPS9 domain protein, putative. Gene Ontology annotation, molecular function: guanyl-nucleotide exchange factor activity; small GTPase binding. Gene Ontology annotation, biological process: vesicle-mediated transport. The transcript is spliced from 2 exons. NCBI's taxonomy places the organism in Eukaryota, Fungi, Ascomycota, Eurotiomycetes, Eurotiales, Trichocomaceae. The record is from RefSeq and is a predicted model, not a curated record. Bases 20 to 2062 code for a protein of 680 amino acids. Gene Ontology annotation, cellular component: cytosol; endocytic vesicle.
CACAACCGAGACUUCCGGUAUGGUAGGCCCCGAGACUGAACGUCCAGAAAAUGCCGAGCAGAUGUCCAGACCAGGUGAUGAUGGCGGACCGGAUAUCUUUGAAAGACCGGACUUGUUAGAGUCCGAGACGGAGCGUGCUGCAAAUGGUGAGGCCACGGUGGGAACAUCGUCAAGUGACGAUGUUCAGCUUCCAGUGGAAUUGGCGAGCUUGAGCGAUAGAUUUGUCGAGUCUUUAAGUGCCAGGGUACAUACACUUCCUCCCUCAAUUGAAAGAAUAUCGUCCCUGUUUCAGGAUUUCUACAUCCGAACAGACUCACACAUUGCUACGCACAUCUCGACUCUGGCGUCGCGCAUCAAUCGAGAUGGCUCACCGUCCAAAUCGAGCUCUGCCUCAACACAACAGAUGUUGACCGUUUCCGAGAUAGCGGAGAGACGAAAAGCACGAAAACAACUACCCCUGAAACAACUGGCUUUGGAAGAAACCGUCGAGAAACGAGUCUGUGAAAAGGUCUACGAUAAGAUAUGGCGCCACAAAAGUUCCCUUGACGAAGUAAGAGAUGAGAAGCUACGCUCCAAGACGGCUGCCCUAUCACUUUUGGGUAUGGGAUUGAAGGACUUGGGCAUAGAGGUACCUGAUGCAAACGAGGAAAAAGAGAAAGAUGCAAAUACAAGACUUUCAGCAGCUGGUAGCGACUUGGAGAAGAUGAACGACGCUCGAUAUCCGUUAGGCAAACUUCAACAUUUGAUCUCGGCACAUAAAGCGAUUGUGGAUGCAUUGACCGUUCUUCUUGGGUCGUCGUCCUCUGCAGAUGAGAUCUUACCUGCUCUGAUAUAUACGUUAAUCACCUCACCUCCCGAAGGAAUAAAUGUGAUCAGUAAUUUGCUAUUCAUUCAACGUUUCAGAGCUGUUAGCAAAAUUAACGGAGAGUCUGCCUAUUGUUUGACCAAUCUGGAAGCGGCGAUCAGUUUUCUGGAGUCGGUAGAUCUCAGCAGCCUCAGCACUGAUGCCCCAACUGACGGGCAGCCUCGACUAUUGAACGCAGCAACGACUCCUCCAACGGAGCUUUCUAGUUCUGUACGGGCCCCAAGGUCAGGCAAAGAUACGCUGUCAGGUACAUUCCCACGAACUCAGCUUUCAGCGCCAGCUGCUCAACAGCGGCGUUUGAGCAAUCUUUUCCAACCACCUGCAAAGGUUUUGGGUGCUGCUAACGAUGCUGUACGCAAUACCGCCGAUCAAGGAUUAAAGAAUAUCAGCAAUACGCUAGACAACAGUUUCAACUUCUUGUUUGGAAGACUUAAGGAGAUGCAAAAUAAUCGUGGAGCAAACGAACAACCACUAGUCCCAAAGACUCUUGAUGAAGCACGACGUCUUGUGACGAAUCCACCGGGGCUGAAUGAAGGUGAUUCGGUCAAUGACGAAUCUUCAACUCCAGAAUUAAGGGAAGGAUAUACGCAGCGAUCGACGCUUAUGCCUGAAGAUAGACGGUAUAGCGGAAGAGACGGCCGAAGAACCCCCAGAGAUAGGAGCGCUGAUAGUACCCGAAGCAGUGAAGCUGGUAGUAACCAAAGGGCCAGCGCCAUCCCGACAGGACGUCUCAACAGUACAUCUACACCGAGUCCAAGUGCCGGAGCAUCCAUUUUCAACUCCAGUCCUGUAACACCACUAGAAUCCAUGAAGAACUUUGGGAAUUCUUUCAACCCUCUCAACCACAUCCCAGGAAUGAUCAGAGGAUUCGGCCGUAACGCCCCAGAGACUCCAUCCGCCUCUACAACUGCUACUACAGGAACCACUACCCCAAGCACAGCCGGUGGCACCAUACUCCCCGAACGGCCUAGAUUGGUGUCGACUUCUCGGCUAGCGGAUGCAAGAUCCUCACCAUUGACAACAUCAACAUCCACAGUACCAUUUCCACCAGCGCCAUUAUCGCAAUCAGAUCCCCCGAUUCAACGAUUCCUUGAAGUUGAUGAUCCGCAGGAUCUUCGUAUUGGGGAUGUUGCGGAGUUGUUGCAGGAUUAUAAACGGCUCGCGGCUAUGUUUGUUGACGGUGGUUCUAGGGAGUGAUUGACCUGAUUAUCAUAGUGUUUCUUUUCUGUUUUUAUUUGUGUUUUGACAGAUUGAUGCAUUUGCGUGGAGUUCUUGUUUUUAGUCAUUGUUUAUGUGCUUAUUGUUAGGAAUCUGAAGCAUUCUAAGGCCUGUCGUAGGGGUAUAUCUGGUCGUGCUAAUAACACUUCUGUGAUCUACCUACGUACCGGAUUUCCUUUGACGCUUCUCGACUUUCCCUUUCCGUUUUUGUGCUCACCUCCUCGCCGCUUUCCCUCACUGAGUAGAACUGAGCACGCCCUGAGUGCGCUGACCAGAUCAGUGAGCUUCGCGUAUGCUAGGAAACAUGCUCAGUGACCUGAAGCUGAGCACUCUGGUUCACUCACCGAGCCAAUGAGCUA